Molecule: messenger RNA, 1718 nt
Organism: Thlaspi arvense
Lineage: Eukaryota; Viridiplantae; Streptophyta; Magnoliopsida; Brassicales; Brassicaceae
Source: the annotation of a GenBank genome assembly
AAACAUGGAAAAUGUCAUAUUAAGCAGAAUGGUGGGUUCCUCAGCCUCCUCACCUUUAAUAAUUUAGCUACUCCUUUCCUCAAUCUCACAAGAACUCUCAAUAUUCUUCUUCUAUUUCCAUUACAAACCCCACAAAUUUUCUUCUUCUUUAUUUUUUCCUAAAUCAAAAUUAUAUUGCAACCUCUCUUUUUAUUAUUUCGAAACUCAAGCAAUAAAGGUUUUCCAUAGCUACUUGGAUCAUCCACUAGCUCUUGUCUGAAUUGGUAAACAAGAAAGAGAAGAAGAAGAAGACGAAGACUAAUGAAAUGGGUCUUUGUUUUUCAUCCGAUUCUUCUUCCUCUCCUUCCAAACCAGGUCUCCACAGUCAUGCCUCGACGAACAACCACAGUAAUGGAACAGAGUUCUUGUCGUCAACGCCCACCACCGCCGCGACAACAAGCAGUACCAUCGGACGGCGGAGCCAAUUCUCCGAGGCUGCUAGCGAGAGUUCCGUUGGGAUUAUGGGUGAUUCUGGUCAAAUCUUGGAAUCGCCAAAUCUCAAAGUCUAUAGCUUUCUGGAACUAACGACGGCGACCAAGAAUUUCAAACCGGAUUCGAUGUUGGGUCAAGGAGGUUUCGGGAAAGUUUACAGAGGUUGGAUCGAUGCCAAGACUCUUGCUCCGUCUAAAGCCGGUUCCGGUAUGAUCGUCGCCGUCAAGAGAUUGAAUUCCGAGAGUGUUCAAGGAUUUGCAGAGUGGCGUGGCUCUAGAGGAACUUUUAAUAAUCUUUUAACACCGAGCUAUAUAAAUGGGAACGAGCCUUUUCCUUGGGACCUAAGGAUCAAAAUUGUCCUCGGUGCAGCUCGAGGCCUUGCGUUUCUACACGGCUCACAAAGAGAAGUCAUUUAUAGAGACUUCAAAGCCUCCAAUGUACUUCUCGACUCGAACUAUGAAGCAAAGCUUUCAGAUUUUGGAUUAGCAAAGCUUGGGCCAUCACAAGAGAAGUCACACGUUACGACUAGAAUCAUGGGCACAUAUGGUUAUGCUGCUCCUGAAUAUAUGGCAACAGGCCAUUUAUACGUUAAGAGUGAUGUAUACGCCUUUGGAGUGGUCUUAUUAGAAGUGAUGACAGGUCUUAGAGCGCACAACCCAAAACGGCCCAACGGACAAGAGAGUCUAGUAGACUGGUUAAGACCAGAGCUUUCAAGCAAACAAAAAGUGAAAUAUAUCAUGGACAAAGGAAUCAAAGGUCAAUACACAUCGAAAGUCGCAGCGGAAAUGGGACGAAUCACUCUUUCUUGUAUUGAACCAGAUCCUAAAAACCGACCGCACAUGAAGGAAGUAGUCGACGUACUCGAACAUCUCCAACGCAUAAAUGUCGUCCCGAACCGUUCGGUAACUAAAACUGCUGUUGCUAGCUCUUCUCAUUCCUCGCCACGUCAGUACGGUUACAGAGCUGGUACGGCUGGCGCUGAACGGAGGAGGCGAUCGCCUGGACGGUUUGGAGUAGAGAAAGACUUGGUUGCUUAAUAUUCUUCUUUCUUUACGGCUGUACGAUUUGUUUUUGUCAUUUUCAUAAAAUUCUAUUUUCAAAUUAGAGAUUUCGCACGUGCGUCAUUGUAUAAAUUUUUGCCGUUACUAAAUCGUUGUUACGAAAGGAAAAUUGAUUGAAAUGGAAUAUAAACAAAAUUUUGUAACAUAAAAAUUUUAAAAAUGUCGUAAAAGUAGCUUGAUCACAAU